GCCCACAGCCCCGCAGUUGCCCUUUCGUCUCCACGCUCCUGUCUCGGUGCCAGCACCUCUGGGAUGGCCUCGCAAAACCGCGACCCAGCUGCUGCCAGCGUUGCCGCGGUUCGAAAGGGAGCCGAGCCCUGCGGGGGCGCCGCCCGGGGCCCUGUGGGCAAGCGGCUACAGCAGGAACUGAUGAUCCUCAUGACUUCUGGUGACAAAGGAAUCUCGGCCUUCCCUGAGUCAGACAACCUGUUCAAAUGGGUGGGGACCAUCCAUGGAGCAGCUGGAACCGUAUAUGAAGACCUAAGGUAUAAACUCUCCCUAGAGUUCCCCAGUGGCUACCCUUACAACGCACCCACAGUGAAGUUCCUCACACCCUGCUACCAUCCCAACGUGGACACCCAGGGCAACAUCUGCCUGGACAUCCUCAAGGAUAAGUGGUCUGCACUAUAUGAUGUCAGGACCAUCUUGCUCUCUAUCCAGAGCCUGCUAGGAGAACCCAACAUCGAUAGUCCUUUGAACACACACGCUGCGGAGCUCUGGAAAAACCCCACAGCAUUUAAGAAGUACCUGCAAGAAACCUAUUCAAAGCAGGCCUCCCGCCAAGAUCCCUGAUGCCGCCCCUCUUUUGUGUCGUCUUUUUUUCUUAAACUAUAUCUGUCCUUUCUCC
Mus pahari (shrew mouse) is the source of this 658-nucleotide messenger RNA. It is a transcript of the gene Ube2c, whose product is annotated as ubiquitin conjugating enzyme E2 C. The coding region runs from base 64 to 603 and encodes 179 amino acids. The transcript has 6 exons. NCBI's taxonomy places the organism in Eukaryota, Metazoa, Chordata, Mammalia, Rodentia, Muridae. The record is from RefSeq and is a predicted model, not a curated record.